AUGGCCGAAAAGUUUCCGCCUCUUGAAAACGAUACUUUUGAGCCAGAAUCGACCUCUGGACAACAAGAAACAGACUUCUUGAAAAGAGAAGCAGAACUGCUGGGAGACGAAUUUAAGACGGAGGAAGAUUCAGAAUUUCUGCAAAAUGCAGAUGAGGACGAUUUUGGCGACUUUGAGGAAGUUCCGGCUCGCGCUCACACAGAUUCAGCUGCUGCAGAGUCUCAAAAAAACGAUUUUAUAGGUGAAGAUCAUCAACAGAGUGAUUCGCAAAAUAGCUCUGCUUCUCUACAAGCAGAGGAUUCUCAGGUGAUCGCUGAAUGGGAAGAGACUCGGGAUCGAGAAAUUAGUGAACGAGACACGGCCCAGGAAGAGGCCAAAACCAAGCUGCAAGAGGAGGCCGUCAAGCAUAUGGAUGAUUUCUACGAUAGCUACAACCGGAAGAAGGAACAGCAACUGAAGACUACGAGGGCUGAGGCUGAGAAAUUUCUAAAAGAGAGACAAGAGUUUGCAACUCAGGACAAUACCACUUGGGAUCGCGUCUUGCAACUGAUAAACGUCGAUGACGCAGACCUCGUGAACGGCAGAGACAGAUCCAAGUUCAAAGAAAUUCUCCUCAAGGUCAAGGGCAAUCCCAACGCCCCAGGAGCUUAG
This is a messenger RNA of Lachancea meyersii CBS 8951, 651 nucleotides long. The record is from the annotation of a GenBank genome assembly. NCBI's taxonomy places the organism in Eukaryota, Fungi, Ascomycota, Saccharomycetes, Saccharomycetales, Saccharomycetaceae.